AUGAAUAUACCUCCAGCUCUCAACCUUCAGAGUAUGCAGGACGCAGCAGCUGCCGACACAAGCGCUGCGUAUUGGAGAGCCGCAGCUGCAGCCGCUGCUGCCGCAGCUGCAGCGUCGUAUCUUCCGCAUGGACACGGCAACGCGCAUGUGGCGUCCCAGGGGCCUGGUGGUGUGGGAAUGGCCAUGCACGCGCCCAACUUCCUCAUGCCCCAAGCUUCCGCCAAUCACAUCCGGUCGCCGGCCCCGAACGCUAUUGCUGCGGGGACCAUGGCUGGCCUCGCCUUCUCCUCUUCCGCCGCCGCCGCUGCCGCCGCUGCGUCCGCUGGCGCGGCGAUGAUGCAGAACUCGCUGUCGAUGCACGCGCGCUUCUUCCCGUCUCUCCACCCGCACGCGGGCCUGACGCAGCACCACCAGCUGCACCAGCUGCAGGCCGGGAUUCCAGGCAUGUCGACACCGCAGGUGGUGCUGGGCGCGCACUCUCAGGCAUCCCUGCCGCACAUGGGGCUGCUUCCCGCCCAGCAGAUGGCCAUGCACGGGCAGCCUGGCAUGCUUCCUGGCCUGCCGCUCGCCUCCGAUCCCAGCUAUCUCGCGGCGCACCACCUGGCCCAGCAGCAACAGCAGCAGCAACUACAGCUGCAACACGAGCAGCAGCAACAACAGCAGCAAGUCGCGGCCCUGACUCCCGUUCCGCCUCCGCCUUCGGUUUUACUGGCAGGUGCGCACAAGGCGCACAUGCAGGAGGCGCAGAUCCAGAAGCAGCACGAAGCCCUUCCAGCGCAGCUGCAGCAGGUGCAAGGGUCGCAGCAGCAGGAGCAACAAGCAGGCGACGCCACUAAGGGCCCAGCAAACGGAGAGUGGGGCGGCAACGACGGCGACCUCGCAACCAAGGUGCGGAAGCCGUACACGAUAACGAAGCAGAGGGAGCGGUGGACGGAGGACGAGCACAACAAGUUCGUGGAAGCGCUCAAGCUCUACGGCCGCGCGUGGCGCCGCAUCGAAGAGCACAUCGGCAGCAAGACCGCCGUGCAGAUCCGCAGUCACGCGCAGAAGUUCUUUACCAAGCUGGAGCGCGACGGCACCUCCGCCGCCACGUCGCAGAUGGACAUCGAGAUCCCACCGCCGCGCCCCAAGCGCAAGCCCGCGCACCCGUACCCGCGGAAGGCGGGCUCCGCCAGCAGCUCGCAGCCGCAGGCGCCACAGCGGCAGAACAGCCAGCACAGCCUGUCCAAGGCGCUGCAGCAGCCGUCACCGCCGCUGCUGCCCCCUCCUCCCCCCCCUCCUAAGGCUCUUCUCCCCUGCAUGAAGCAGCUCCAGCUGCCACAGCCGCCACCGCCGCCGCCUCAACCGAAGCAUCGUGUGCAGCCGAACCAAGCGGCAGCAGCGCAGCAGCAGGCGGUAGCGCGAGAGAAGGGUAAGCACAAGGCCCGGCAGGCAACCUCCCAGCAGCGCGCCGAGGCAGAGGAAUCAGAGCCGCAGCAGCAGCGGUCGAGCAGGCAGGUGUCGCAGGGGCUGAGCUCGCAGCGCACGCAGUCGCAGACGUCGCGCUCCGCGCUGCCCGUGUCGUCCGACCAGUCGUGCGGCAACCAGCGCGCCGACGAUGGCCUCGACUCCAAGUACGUCUCGCCAGUCCCCGCCACCGCCGCCGCACCGCAGAGCUACGUCAAGGCGGAGGCCCAUGCGCUGCCCGCCGUCGUCACCUCCCCCUCGCUGCUCGCCCCUCAGCGCGACGCUGCUCGUGGCGACGCGUGCGGGUCGCCGUACUCGUCGCCGCCAACGGAGGGCGACAGCGGCGCGCGGCAGUCGCCCGACCAGCGCAGCACGCUGAAGCUGUUCGGCAAGACACUCGCCACUCCCCCCGCCAUGCCGCCCCCGCCCCCACCCCCGGCUGUGCCAUUAGCAACCUUGCCUCCCCCCGCUGCCCAAAGCACCAACCCUCUCGCCAUUGCACCGGGUGCCGCUGUUGCUGCACCUGCAGCCUCGGCGUCUCCCGGCGGCAGCCCUGCGCGCUCGCCGCCGCUCCACCCGCCGCUGCUCUCCCUUGCAACACACCCCGCCGAUCUUGCGCCGCCCUCUGGCGUGCAGCACAGGCGCCUCAAGCACUCGGCGGAGGAAGGUGGCGCAGGGGACACACAAAAGGCGGAAUACAAGGAGCAAGAAGAGGAGGAUGAGGAGGAGAAGGAGGAAGAGGAGGACGGGGAGGAGGAGGAUGAGGGGGAGGAGGAGGCGGAUGAGCGUGCGCCGAUGGUGACGCGGUCGCUGUCCCUUCCAGAGCCUCCAAGUGCUGCGGGCCUCGCGGAGGACUCGCAGGGGCUGUGCCUCUCAGAGAGGCCGCACGCCGCACCAUCGGCGCACGGGGAGCGGAUGGCGGAGACAGGCGCAAGAGGCUGCGCGGAGCACCGGGGAAUAGCGGCAGCGCAGCGCGCAAUGCGGUCGUUGAGCGUGACGGGGCACGACGUGUCCACGUCAGCGUGCGGAAGCUUCUCAGAGCGCUCCGUAGUGCUCGAGUCGGGCCUCUCCGUCGAGCCCCUCCCUGCCGCCGCUCCGCUGCCGCCGCCCGCGCCGCAGCGCGCGGACCGCGGAGGAGCAGCACCGGCAACGGCAGCAGACGCGCACCCGAUGGCAGUGGGCGGUCCGCGCAAUGCUGCGUACGCCGCUCCCGGCCCCGUUGCUGGGGCCCACGGCCACGCGGAGGGCGGCGAUGCAGUGCGCGCUGCUGCUGCAGCCACGGGAGCAAGCCUGCCGUACAUGAACCAGCUAUUCGCGUUCCCCGCCGCCCCUCCCGCCCUCAACCCCACUACCAACGCAGCAGCAGCCACAGCCGCAGCAGGCACAGCAGGUGGAGCAGCAGGCGCAGGUGCGGGCGGUGCUGCCAAUGCGGGGCUGAGUCCAGCGCAGGUGGAGAAGACGGCGGGUCCCGUAGAGGUGGGAAGAGGAGAGGGGGAAGCAGGAGCGGCAGCAGGCGAGGCGAAUGAAGGGGCAGGCGGGGCACCCAUGGACGGUGGUGUGGCGAGUCCCACGCACGUGGUGUCAGGACCAGGCGUGGCCAUGGCGACGCAGUGGUCGCCAUCUCUCAUGUCAUCCAUGGCCGGCCUCUCCAUGCUCAACGCUGCCGCUGCCGCCGCCGCUGCAUCUGCUGCCUCUGCCGCUGGGGGCGAGGAGGCGGUGCAGCAGCAGCAGAUGCUGUUCCCGGCGCCCUUCCCCUUCGUCGACUUCCACUCGCCUGGCUUCCACCCCAUGCACCACCCGGGCUACCUGCUCUCGCCCUACCGCGCACCUGUUCCACACCCGCACUCGGCAGCGGCGUUCCAGACGUUUGACUCGUACCUGCGCAUCUACGGCCCCGCCUUCGCCUCCAUGGGCGCCUCCUCCUUCGCCGCCUGGCACGCCCCCCGUGCGCAACAGCAGCAACCGGGCCCUCCGCAGCUGCUGCCUGGUACUCACAGUGCUGCGGCUGCCGCCACUGCGGCUGCGUCUGCUGGUCUGUGGGCGAAUCUGCCUGGUAUGGCAGCAGGCUCUGCGCCGCUCCUCGCACCUCCAGCGCCAGCAGGUGGGCCGGGGAGCCCUGCCAAGGCUGUGGAAGCAGGGACGGCAGGCGCCACAGGAGCAGUUGCACCUGCACCUGCAAUGACACCUGCUGCCGGAGCAGGAACGAGCGCUGCUGCUGCUGCUGCUGCUGCUGCCGCUGUCCCGGUUGCCGCCAGCGCCACCCCAGUGGAUGCACAACUCGCGUCGCCGCCAGCGCCCCCGCGCACGCUGUCCGCGGGCGACGACCCCGCAGCAGCCGCAAUGGCCGUGACCAUGGCGGCGGCGUCCGCGUGGUGGGCGCUGCAGGGCUCCAUGCCGCCAGGCGUGUUCCUCCCCAUGUCGCCCGCGCAGGCCUUCCGCCCCCCCUUCAACGCCAUUCCCCCUCUCCCUGCUGGCGCCGCGGCCGCCGCUGCGAUGCAGAUUGGGUGGCCGGGCGCAGGGGAGGGGGAAGCAGGAGGGAACGGGGAAGGCACAGGGACGGACGCGGCAGGUGCGCCUGGUGGUGGUCCUGGUGGCGCUGCUGCCGCUGCGGAGGCGGGCUUUGCCAAUGCCACGUUUGCAGCACCCGAGCAGCAGCAACAGCAGCUGCAGGAGCAAGAGCAGCAGCAGUGUGAGAUGGGGGGAGCGGUGGAGACAGGGGAUGACGGCGGCGAGGGGUCGUCGGGCAAGGCGAUUCCCGAGGGCGCGCAGGGCAAGGCGGAGGCCAACGACACCGCGUACAGCGCGUCGCAGAGCCAGGGCGGCGACGACGCCCUCGGAGACAACGACGGUGACGAUGCGCGCGCGGAGGAGGAGGAAGAGGAGGAGGAGGAGGUGGGCGGAGAGGUGGGCGAGGGGGAUGAAGAGGAGGGGUUCGUGGCGCUGGUGAGGAGCAGCGAGGUGGAGGUGCAGGAGGAGCUGCGCCUCAUGGCCAGCGAGCGAGAGGCGCUCGCCGCCAUGCUGCAAGGCGUCAACGCUGACGUGGAUGCCGACGUGGAUGCCGACGUUGAUGCUGACGCAGAUGCUGACGUGGACGUUCAGGAGUCUCAGCAGACGGUGGUGGCGGCGGCAGCAGCAGCGGGUGCGGCGGUGGCGGACAAGAGGGAGCAGUCGAACCUGAUCCGCAAGCUGCGCUCGCUCGAGAAGUUCAAGGUCCGCCACGCCAGCGCUGCCGCCCCCACUGCCGCCACUGCCGCCGCCAGCGCCACCGGCGCUGCGACUGCAGCGGCUGACGAGGCGAGUGCGAAGAUGAGCGCGUGCGGGCCCGGUGUGGGCGGAGAAGGUGCGGGGUCCGGCGGGGGGGAGGGCAGCGGCGGGGAAGGGAACGAGGGGGGCACUGAUGGGCUUGGCGAAGGAGGAGAGGGGAGAGUUGCUGGUGUGGAAGGCGAUGGGGCGAAAGCAGGGGGGGGCGAGAGAGCGGGAGGGAAGGAGGGCGUGGGCAUGGCGGGGGAGAACGAGGGGCCGCGGAGAAAGCGCCUGCGUGGACACUCCGUCAGCGGCAGCAACACGCCACCUCCCACUACCAGACAAACUCUGCCCUCCGGAGACAUGCCUGUGCCGGCCGAAGGCGGCGCAGGGGAGGCAGCAGUGGCGGGAGAGGGAGCAGAGCAGCAAGGGGACGUGCGCGCCACCCCGUCGUCCUCAGGCAGUCGCGGGCAGAACGGCAACGGCGGGGGCAGUGGCAGCGGCACGAAGCACGAGGGCGGAGGGGGGCCCGAGGGGUCAGGGGAGAACGGGCCGAGCUCCAACUCGUCUGAAUGCGGCAACGAGGCCGGCAGAGAGCGGCUGGGCGGGUCCAGUGAUGGUGGCACGAGUGAGCGCGAGGCGUGCAAGCGGCGCGAGCGAGACGAGUCUGAGGAGGGUGCCACGGCCAAGAGCGCUGUGAAACGACUGCCUGGCGGCGAGGCGGGCGGUGAGAGCGAUGGGAAGGACGAGGAUGGGAAAGAGGAGGAGGUGAAUGCAGAACGUGGCGAGGAGGGAGAGAAGGAGGAUGAGAACAACGAAGAGGCAGAUGCUGGUGGGCAAGGGAUGGAGGCGGAGAGGGCAGAGGAAGAGGGGAAGGCGAAAGAGAUGGAGAGGGGUGGUGCGAUUGAGGAGAGGAGCGCCAAGCGCAGCAAGGUGGUGGCAGGACGGGGUGCAGGCGACGAGGGGUGCUCCCGAGUGGUGGGUGGGGUGCCGCAGAGCAGCAGUGCGCCCACUGCUGGCAGCAGGUCGCACACGCCCCUCAGCCUCUCCACCCCGCAUGCCCUGCUGCUCAGGCUGGACGCCUGUCAUGCAGGUGCGCGUGCCGAGGGCCAGCAGCACAAGGAGGGCGGCGGCGACACCAACGCUGCUGACGGGCUGGAGCAGCUGCAGCUGCUGGGGAAGAAGCGCGUUGGGGCAGCGAGAGGUGCAAGCGGUGGUGGGCGCAAGGGCGAGGAGGGCGAGGAGGGGUCGGCAAAUGAAGCAAGAGGCAGUGCUGCUCGGCCUGGGCGCACAGAGACGUCUCAAGUGGUGGGCGCUGGCAGGCGCGACCUCAGAGGCGACGGCCAGUCCGUCUUCCGACCGCUGCCCACCCUCCCCCCCAAGGUGACGCCCCCACAUGCCCCCCCUCGCCUCCUCCCCCCUCCCCCCUCCAAACCUGCGCCCCCACUUGCAUGUGGGGUCGCCCAGGCGGAAGGCCCUCAGCCGGUUGCCGCUGCUGCUGGCGCUGGCGCUGGUGGUGGUGGUUGUGAUGGUGAUGACGGUGGUGGUGAGGCCGUGAAGGGACAGGAGGGAGAUGAGGCACGUGCGGCGGUGAGAGAAGAGGGGGAGGUCGGAGGGCAGAGGGAGCAAGGAGCGGUGAGACAGCAGCGGAGAGGCAAGGAGAAGCGCGCAUCGAGUGGUGGGGAGGCGGUGCGACAGGAUAGUCGCAAGCAUGAGAGGGACGAGAGUAGGGAGGGAGAGGAGUGGAUGACAGACAGGAAGCAGCAGCACGUGCAUCAGCACCAGCACCAGCACCAACACCAACACCAACACCAGCAGCAGCAGCAGCCGACGAGCAGCGGCGCGGCAUCGCUGCUAGCAGGCAUGCGCAUCGUGGGACCGUCCCUGCCCAUGCCGUCGUCCCCCACGGGCGACCCAUCAUCGAGCAACAGCCCGGAAACCCCGAGCCUGAGGUCCGGUGAGGGUGGGGAGGAGUAUGGGGGGAUGGUGCAGUGCAGUAAGGGGGAGAGCAGUGAUGGGGGGGAAGGAGAGGGGAGGGAGGCCGGGGGUGGAGGAAGGGGAGGGGAGAGCGGUGGUGGCGAGGACGAUGCGAUGGGUGAUGAAGAGAGAAGAACAGCUGCCUUGCUGAAGGCUGACACACGGCACCCAUGGAACACAAAGGGCGCUGCAGGUGUGGAGGUGCAGCGCAGGGAGCAAGGGCCUAGCGUCAUAUCGGCGCGGUUGGUGCACAGUGUGGGCGGUGACGGGGCGAACAAGCACAGCGAGUGGCAGCGGGGGCGGAAGCAGAACAGCCACCGCUUCCAGCCAUACAGCCCCCGCAGGGAGCGCACCGAGCACCGCAGUGCCCCUGCCCAUGGCGCCACUGCUUCUGGCCCACCCCCCACUGAGGCCAAGGGUGACGUGGGGGAAGGGGAGGGCAAGCACAUGCAGCAGACCUGA
Messenger RNA from Closterium sp. Yama58-4, 7128 nucleotides. NCBI's taxonomy places the organism in Eukaryota, Viridiplantae, Streptophyta, Zygnematophyceae, Desmidiales, Closteriaceae. The record is from the annotation of a GenBank genome assembly.